Messenger RNA from Triticum turgidum subsp. durum (durum wheat), 1440 nucleotides. The record is from the annotation of a GenBank genome assembly. NCBI's taxonomy places the organism in Eukaryota, Viridiplantae, Streptophyta, Magnoliopsida, Poales, Poaceae.
AUGAUGGAGGCGGCGCCGGCCAGGUCGUCCUCCACGCCCAUGCUGCUGCCUCACCCCCUGCCGCUGCCCCACCAGGACGACUCGCCGUGCCGAGGGCCUGGGAGGCCGCUCCCCUCCCCGAGGAUGUUCGACGGGGAUUGCAACGGAUCGGCCGAGUUCCUAGUGGCUGCAGAGACUGGAGGCGAGAGGCCGUCCACGUUUCCAAGAUUUAUGCCCCAAAGUGUUCAAAAGAUUCAUGAGCACAAUGACUUACGGUCAGCUGGCACACAUGGGGCCACCUGUGGCCAACGGAGAAAGACAUAUAAAGAGAAGUUCCAGGAUGGCCCAACUGAAACUUUGAACUUUAGGUUGAAUAUUCCUGCUAAAAGUGCCCCGAGCAGCGGGUUUUCAAGUCCUGUACAGAGUCCUCGAAGGUUGAGUAAUGUAGACUUCUCAUCUGCUGCAAUAUCCAUCCAAGGUAGCAAUAUAUUGUCAGCACCAUCACCAUGGUCUUCAGAUCAAUCAGGAUCUUCACCCCCUUCCACCUCACCUGAAAAAUUUGUGGGUGGCCAGGAGCGAUCUCCUCGGUCUAGUCCUUUGAGAAGUCCUGCUCUUAGAUCAAGAUACCCAAGUGCACCUCCAUCACCAAUGCAUGCAAACUUCUUCCCAGAGAACCACACUUCUCGUUCUGAGAGCAUUCCGAAUGCCAAUCUUCACCCAUUACCUCUUCCUCCUGUUUCAAUGAGCCCAAAGCAAACAAAUUUUAGCCACCCAUCAGUUCCAAAAGUUGAAACGCCCUCAAUGGCUGGUCAGUGGCAAAAAAGGAAGCUCAUCGGCAGUGGCACAUAUGGCUGUGUAUAUGAAGCUACCAAUAGGCACACCGGAGCUCUUUGUGCCAUGAAAGAGGUUAACAUAAUUCCUGAUGACGCAAAAUCAGUUGAGUCUCUGAAGCAAUUGGAACAGGAAAUUAAAUUCCUUAGCCAAUUUAAGCAUGAAAACAUAGUGCAGUACUACGGCAGUGAAACUACUGAAGAUAGAUUCUACAUAUACCUGGAAUAUGUUCAUCCGGGUUCAAUUAAUAAGUACAUUAGUCAACAUUGUGGUGCAAUGACAGAAUCAGUUGUCCGCAACUUCACUCGCCAUAUCCUUAACGGUCUUGCUUUCCUACAUAGCCAAAAAAUUAUGCAUAGGGACAUUAAAGGAGCAAAUUUGCUUGUUGAUGUCAAUGGCGUGGUUAAAUUGGCAGACUUUGGAAUGGCUAAGCAUUUGAGCACUGCAGCUCCAAAUCUUUCACUGAAAGGAACACCAUACUGGAUGGCCCCUGAGGUUGUCCAGGCUACACUUGUCAAAGAUGUAGGCUACGAUCUUGCCGUUGAUAUCUGGAGCCUCGGUUGCACAAUUAUUGAGAUGUUCACCGGCAAGCCUCCUUGGAGUGGUCUUGAAGGCUGCUGCAAUGUUUAA